AUGCAAAUGAACUUUCCAGAUGAGGCAGAUCUCCUUAAUUUCAAUUUGUCCAUAACACCAGAUGAAGGGUUCUAUCGUGGUGGAGUAUUUAGAUUUACAUUCAACAUAAAUAAUAACUAUCCUCAUGACCCACCAAAAGUUCGUUGUUCCCAAAAGAUCUACCAUCCUAAUAUCGAUCUUGAAGGAAAUGUAUGUUUAAACAUUCUCCGUGAAGAUUGGAAACCUGUCUUGAAUUUGAAUUCUGUAUUGGUAGGGUUGCAAUAUUUAUUCUUGGAACCGAAUGCUGAUGAUCCCCUUAAUAAAGAUGCGGCCGAGGAUUUGAGAACAAACCGAAAAAACUUUGAAUAUAAUGUCAAGCAAUCGAUGAGAGGUAAAGAUGUUAAAGGUGUUUAUUUUGACAAUGUACUGAUGUAG
Funneliformis geosporum is the source of this 414-nucleotide messenger RNA. The record is from the annotation of a GenBank genome assembly. Lineage: Eukaryota; Fungi; Glomeromycota; Glomeromycetes; Glomerales; Glomeraceae.